CACUGUAUAACCAGUACAGUCAGGGUUAUGGUGCACCAGUGAGCCAGCACCAAGGACAAGGUCAGCCAUCACCAGCUCAAGGGCAAAUUAUGUAUGGCCAGCCUGGAGCACCUGGUCCAUAUGGUCAAGCUCCUGGAGUACCUCAACAGCCACAG
This is a messenger RNA of Candidula unifasciata, 155 nucleotides long. NCBI's taxonomy places the organism in Eukaryota, Metazoa, Mollusca, Gastropoda, Stylommatophora, Geomitridae. The record is from the annotation of a GenBank genome assembly.